Penicillium pulvis is the source of this 1080-nucleotide messenger RNA. Its product is annotated as NAD(P)-dependent alcohol dehydrogenase. The coding region runs from base 1 to 1080 and encodes 359 amino acids. Gene Ontology annotation, molecular function: oxidoreductase activity. NCBI's taxonomy places the organism in Eukaryota, Fungi, Ascomycota, Eurotiomycetes, Eurotiales, Aspergillaceae. The transcript has a single exon. The record is from RefSeq and is a predicted model, not a curated record.
AUGAAUCCAACAAUACCAGGCUUUGACAUGGCCUCAUUCCAUCCAGAAAUAAUGCAAGCCUGGCUUUACACCAACACAACAGGCGGAAUGGAAAAGAAUCUUCACCUCGACACAUCAGCACGCACACCCCCGCCCCCUAAGGGCAACGAAAUCCUCGUGAAAGUCAUCUCAGCUGCACUAAACCCAGCAGACUAUAAGCUCCCCGAGCUAGGCAUUCCCUUUCGCAUGCUGAUAGGCACACCUGCAACGCCCGGCAUGGACUUCUGCGGACGCGUAGUCAGCACCGGACCACUUGCCACGCAUCUCAAAGAAGACACGCUAGUCUACGGGUGUUCGAGCCGACCGGUCCAAUUUGGCUCGGCUGCUGAGUACAUCGUCAUCUCGUCGGACAGCGUUUCCAUUGUACCCGAUGGUGUUUCGGUUGACCAUGCCGCUGCAAUGGGUGUUGCGGGGCAGACAGCGUACCAGAGUUUAGUGGGCUACGUGAAAGCUGGAAAUAAGGUAUUGAUUAAUGGCGGUUCCGGUGGAUGUGGAGUGUUUGCUAUCCAGAUUGCGAAGGCGAUGGGGUGUCAUGUUACGACUACAUGCUCGACACGGAAUAUGGAGUUGUGUUUGAGGCUUGGAGCGGAUGCUGUGAUUGAUUAUACAGCCGAAGAGGAUUUGGUUGCGAAAUUACAGCAGCUUGGGGUUGCGUUUGAUCAUAUUGUGGAUCAUGUUGGGCUUCCUGACAAUCUUUACUACCAAUGUCAUCUUUUCUCCAAGGACGAGGCGACGUUCGUGCAGGUGGGCGCUUCGUCGAUGUUGACGUUUGUGGCGAGACUUGGGUGGCCCUCUUUCUUGGGUGGUGGAAGAAGGAAGUAUGUCACUUUAAUGCCGACGAUCGAUCAGAAGCGCUUAGCACAGUUGGGAGAAUGGGUGGCUGAUGGAACUAUCACGAUGCAGUUGGAUAGUGUGUUUGAAUUCUGCGAUGCUGUGAAGGCCUAUGAGAGGCUUCGGUCAGGCCGAUCUAGGGGUAAGAUCGUUCUGCAUGUGAGCGAUCCAUCUGCUCGGAACAUGGAGCCCUUUGGGAUUGGCCUUUGA